AUGGAAUCGAACUCCCAAGACAAUGCCGCACCUUCCAUCGCCACACUCAAGCUUACCGAGUUCUGGCCCGCAGAUAGAGAGCUCUGGUUUCUCCACAUCGAAGCGCAGUUCCGCCGUCACCGCAUCACAUCGCAAACGGCCAAGUACGACUAUGUCGUAAGUGCACUCAGCCCGACCACCACAGCUUUGAUCCACGACGUUUUGCUCACUCCCCCGCCCGACAACCCCUACGACAUCCUCAAACGGGAGUUACUUCGACGCACGACUGACUUCGAGUCGCGACGCAUUCAACAGCUUCUAUCGGAGGAACUUGGUGACCGAAAGCCGACUGAGCUGCUUCGUCGCAUGACCCUGCUACUCGGAGGCAAUUCAUCUUCAACGGACUCAAAAAUCGUCCGCGAGCUCUUCCUUCAGCGUCUACCGAAUCAG
Dermacentor silvarum is the source of this 429-nucleotide messenger RNA. RefSeq lists its product as uncharacterized. NCBI's taxonomy places the organism in Eukaryota, Metazoa, Arthropoda, Arachnida, Ixodida, Ixodidae. The annotation marks the transcript as partial. The record is from RefSeq and is a predicted model, not a curated record. The transcript has a single exon.